Molecule: messenger RNA, 1855 nt
Organism: Sorex fumeus (smoky shrew)
Lineage: Eukaryota; Metazoa; Chordata; Mammalia; Eulipotyphla; Soricidae
Gene: OLFML2A
Product: olfactomedin like 2A
Exons: 7
Coding region: 31-1854 (607 amino acids)
Biological process (GO): signal transduction
Source: RefSeq, a predicted model, not a curated record
CAGGUGUUCGGCGACGGGGACCAGGUGCGCAUGACCUCGGAGGGCUCCGACUGCCGCUGCAAAUGCAUCAUGCGGCCGCUGAGCAAGGACGCGUGCAGCCGGGUGCGCAGCGGGCGCGCGCGCGUCGAGGACUUCUACACGGUGGAGACGGUGAGCUCCGGCGCCGACUGCCGCUGCUCCUGCACCGCGCCGCCCUCCUCGCUCAACCCCUGCGAGAACGAGUGGAAGAUGGAGAAACUCAAGAAGCAGGCACCUGAGCUCCUCAAGCUGCAGUCCAUGGUGGACCUUCUGGAGGGCACCCUGUACAGUCUGGACCUGAUGAAGGUGCACGCCUACGUCCGCAAGGUGGCCUCCCAGAUGGACACGCUAGAAGAGAACAUCAAGGCCAACCUGAGCCGGGAGAACGAGGAGGUGCGGGAGAGCGUGCGGCACGUCAGUGAGCAGCUGCGGCGCUAUGAGAACCACUCGGCCAUCAUGACGGGCAUCCGGAAGGAGCUGGCCAGCCUGGGCCUCCAGCUGCUGCAGAAGGACGCUGCGGCCGUCCCCGCUGCCCCAGCUACCAUCCCCGGGAGCAUCUCUCAGGACACGGCCGGAGGGAAAAGCAAGGACGCCAGCAAAUACAGCAGCAUGCAGAAGAGCUUUGUGGACAAGGGCCCCCCAAAGCCCCCCAAGGAGAAGCCACUGAAGGUGGAGAAGGCCAGGAAGGAGAGCAGCAAGGGCAGACCCCCGCAGCCCACAGCCAAGCCCCGGGCCCUGGCGCAGCAGCAGGCUGUGAUCCGAGGCAUCACCUACUACAAGGCCGACCAGAAGGAGGCGACCGAGGCUGUGGCCGACAGCACCCUUGGGAGCACUUCCUGGCUGGAGCAGCAGCCGUCCAAAGGGGUCGGCAAGUCGUUGGAGCCAAGCUCGACAGAGCUCGAGGAGGCUGCACCCCACACCUCUGAGGGGACUCUCUUAGCCUCCAGCACCCCUGCCUCAGAGCCCCCCACAUCCCCCACGACCACCCCCACCACCAGUGUCCUGCCUACGGUUGCACCUUCGCCCUCAGAAGUGCCCAGCCAAGGCAGAGAGGCGAGCUGUGAAGGCACCCUCCGGGCCGUCGACCCGCCCGUGAAGCAACACAGCUACGGGCGCCACGAGGGAGCCUGGAUGAAGGACCCCACUGCUCGGGACGACAGGAUCUACGUCACCAACUACUACUAUGGCAACAGCCUGGUGGAGUUCCGCAACCUGGAGAACUUCAAACAAGGCCGCUGGAGUAACAUGUACAAGCUCCCCUACAACUGGAUCGGCACGGGCCACGUGGUGUACCGGGGCGCCUUCUACUACAACCGCGCCUUCACCAAGAACAUCAUCAAGUACGACCUGCGCCAGCGCUUCGUGGCCGCCUGGGCGCUGCUGCCCGACGUGGUGUACGAGGACACCACGCCCUGGAAGUGGCGCGGCCACUCGGACAUCGACUUCGCCGUGGACGAGAGCGGCCUGUGGGUCAUCUACCCGGCCGUGGACGACCGCGACGAGGCGCAGCCCGAGGUCAUCGUGCUGAGCCGCCUGGACCCCGGCGACCUGUCGGUGCAGCGCGAGACCACGUGGCGGACGCGGCUGCGGCGGAGCUCCUACGGGAACUGCUUCCUGGUGUGCGGCGUCCUCUACGCCGUGGACACGUACAACCAGCAGGACGGCCGCGUGGCCUACGCCUUCGACACGCACACGGGCGCCGAGGCGCGCCCGCAGCUGCCCUUCCGCAACGAGUACGCCUACACCACCCAGGUGGACUACAACCCCAAGGAGCGGGUGCUGUACGCCUGGGACAACGGCCACCAGCUCACCUACGCCCUCCACUUCGUGGUCUGAG